Dovyalis caffra is the source of this 216-nucleotide messenger RNA. Lineage: Eukaryota; Viridiplantae; Streptophyta; Magnoliopsida; Malpighiales; Salicaceae. The record is from the annotation of a GenBank genome assembly.
AUGGAGCCCUUGUCACGUGAACUCAACGGCCCUCACUGUCUCGGUGCCUCCACGUUUUCUUUGGCAACACCGAACUUGGAGACAGGAGCGAAUUAUGAGGUAGAUGGAGACGAGAUACGUGAGAAAGCAUUGAGCUCACGGGAAGAACAUGAGCAAAUCCACAUGGAAUCCUUUGCACCACUUCCAGCAAAAAAGAAACCAAAAAACACUGGGUGA